CACGUGGUUGCCACGUGGUUGGGGAAAGGAGGGGGUGGGGGCGCUACAUCCGGGACACACGGGCGUCCUGUCACUCCUAGACCUGGCAUCUUGUGGCUCAGUUGAAGCUGUUGGGCGGGAAAUAUUAGGUGAAGUGGCUGGUCGUGCCAGGAUGCUGAGGUCUUUGUUUAGGCUUAACAACAUACACGGUGAUGGUCGUUAUAUUUGAAGUCCUUUUCUGUCCCACUGCAGUUGGUGGGAUUAGUCCUCCAUUGCACCUUACGGUACUGAGGCUCAGGAAAGUGAAUUUGUUCCCUCUAGAGAUGGUGCUUUAUGAAUAUGAAUGAAGCAUAGUUUUCUGGUUGGGGGGGUUAAUGAUACAGGCAAGCCCUCUGUCUAGCAUUAAGCAAGCAGGUUUUUUUCCCCAAAGACAAGCAAAACUUGCAGAGGGUCGAUUAAAUUCUUGAGAAUAUUGUAAUUCAUUACGUUGUAACCAGGAUUUUGAGGGGCUCCUCCCUAGCCCAAACACCCACUAAGCUGCACAUGCAGGGAGAAUCCUGUCUUGGUUUUGUCUCAGUAACCUUAAUUGCAGAAAUCGAAUCUUUUUGUUCCAAACAGCCUACUCCAAGUUUUAUCUAUGUUUAUCACUCUGAGAUUUUUAAAUUGAGUAUCUGUAUUUAAGCAUCCGUGUACCAGUAACUGCUAAAUGACAAAAAGAAUCAUUUAAAAUAUAAUUUUGAUUCUCACAGUAUUCAAAACAGUUUGCCCGUUCAUGGAGUGAAAGAACACACGCGUGUGUGUUAAGGCUUUAUUCCUAUUCAUUUUGGAUAGCUAAAAUUUCUGACAAAUUUAUAUCUGAAAUGUUUAUUAAUUCGAUUGGAAACAUCCUUUAAAUACAGUGUUUUAAUAUAACAUAAGGAAUGUUGAUCCCGUAAUAAGCUGUGGUUCUUGUAUGUUUGUCUCUUUCUGUUGUGAUUAUAAGCUAUUCGUGUUUGUGUAAUCCAUUCUCAUUUCUGAUUUGCCAGUUGGGAGUUUAGGUAGAUAAUUCAGCUUUUUAAAGCAAUGUGAAGUUAACAUUGUAUGUUUCAUUUCCAGAUUUACUAAAUCAUUCAGCCUCUUUCUAUCUGCAGAAUGGUAAUGUUUCCUGUCUCAGUGUAGUUAGGAAUGAAAUAGAAUGAUGAGAAAAUGGAAUAUGCAGUCUUUCAUGGGCGUUACUUAAUCUUGAUGGAAGUUCAUGUUCAAGAAAUCCAGUAGAGGGAUCUUUCUGCUUUGCCCUCUAGUAGGUUGUGAACUAAAGGCCGACAAAGAUUAUCACUUUAAGGUGGAUAAUGAUGAAAAUGAGCACCAGUUAUCUUUAAGAACGGUCAGUUUAGGGGCUGGUGCAAAGGAUGAGUUGCACAUUGUUGAAGCAGAGGCAAUGAAUUAUGAAGGCAGUCCAAUUAAAGUAACACUGGCAACUUUGAAAAUGUCUGUACAGCCAACGGUUUCUCUUGGGGGCUUUGAAAUAACACCACCGGUGGUCUUACGGUUGAAGUGUGGUUCAGGGCCUGUGCAUAUUAGUGGGCAGCACUUAGUAGCUGUGGAAGAAGAUGCAGAGUCAGAAGAUGAAGAGGAGGAGGAUGUGAAACUCUUAAGUAUGUCUGGAAAGCGAUCUGCUCCUGGAAGUGGAAGCAAAGUUCCACAGAAAAAAGUAAAACUUGCUGCUGAUGAAGAUGAAGAUGAUGAUGAUGAAGAUGAUGAUGAUGAAGAAGAUGAUGAUGAUGAUGAUGAUUUUGAUGAUGAGGAAACUGAAGAAAAAGCUCCAGUGAAGAAAUCUGUGCGAGACACUCCAGCCAAAAAUGCACAAAAAUCAAACCAGAAUGGAAAGGAUUCAAAACCAUCAACACCGAGAUCAAAAGGUCAAGAAUCCUUCAAAAAACAGGAAAAAACUAAAACACCAAAAGGACCUAGUUCUGUAGAAGACAUUAAGGCAAAAAUGCAAGCAAGUAUAGAAAAAGGUGGGUCUCUUCCCAAAGUGGAAGCCAAGUUCAUCAAUUAUGUGAAGAAUUGCUUCCGGAUGACUGACCAGGAGGCUAUUCAAGAUCUCUGGCAGUGGAGGAAGUCUCUUUAAGAAAAUAGUUUCAACAGUUUGUUAAAAUUUUCCGUCUUACUUCAUUUCUGUAACAGUUGAUAUCUGGCUGUCCUUUUUAUAAUGCAGAGUGAGAACUUUCCCUACCGUGUUUGAUAAAUGUUGUCCAGGUUCCAUUGCCAAGAAUGUGUUGUCCAAAAUGCCUGUUUAGUUUUUAAAGAUGGAACUCCACCCUUCACUUGGUUUUAAGUAUGUAUGGAAUGUUAUGAUAGGGCAUAGUAGUAGUAGUGGUCAGACAUGGAAAUGGUGGGGAGACAAAAAUAUACAUGUGAAAUAAACUCAGUAUUUUAAUAAAGUA
This is a messenger RNA of Nycticebus coucang (slow loris), 2405 nucleotides long. RefSeq names its product nucleophosmin 1 (gene NPM1). The record is from RefSeq and is a predicted model, not a curated record. The transcript has 11 exons. Gene Ontology annotation, molecular function: RNA binding; histone binding; chromatin binding. NCBI's taxonomy places the organism in Eukaryota, Metazoa, Chordata, Mammalia, Primates, Lorisidae. Gene Ontology annotation, cellular component: nucleolus; centrosome; nucleoplasm. Gene Ontology annotation, biological process: ribosomal small subunit biogenesis; positive regulation of transcription by RNA polymerase II; regulation of centrosome duplication. Bases 1214 to 2089 code for a protein of 291 amino acids.